AUGGGUAAUUCUAUAUCUAGGAGGCUGAGUAAGCUAUUUGGGUCUCGAGAAAUGAAGAUAUUGAUGCUGGGAUUGGAUAAUGCGGGCAAGACUACCAUUCUCUACAAAUUGAAACUGAAUAAGAUAAAGACAUCCACACCAACAGUGGGAUUUAAUGUUGAGACAGUCACGUAUAAGAACAUCAAGUUCAACAUGUGGGAUGUUGGAGGACAAGAGAGACUAAGACCGCUGUGGAGGCACUACUUUCCAGCGACUAGUGCGUUGAUUUUUGUUAUUGACUGUAGUGACCGUGAAAGGUUUAAUGAAGCCAAAGAAGAACUUUACAGUAUAAUUAGUGAGAAAGAAAUGGAGAAUGUUGUGCUGCUGGUGUGGGCUAAUAAACAAGACUUGAAAGGUUCUCUGAAACCUCAAGAGAUAUCAAAUCUAUUAGAAUUGGACAGAAAUUUGAAAAACCAACAAUGGUGCGUUAUUGGUAGUAAUGCAUUAACUGGGACAGGGUUGGUCGAAGGAUUAUCGUGGAUUUCGAAUAAUAUCGACAAAUAG
Messenger RNA from Kazachstania africana CBS 2517, 543 nucleotides. It is a transcript of the gene ARF3, whose product is annotated as Arf family GTPase ARF3. Bases 1 to 543 code for a protein of 180 amino acids. Gene Ontology annotation, cellular component: cytoplasm. The record is from RefSeq and is a predicted model, not a curated record. Gene Ontology annotation, molecular function: GTPase activity; GTP binding. The transcript has a single exon. Lineage: Eukaryota; Fungi; Ascomycota; Saccharomycetes; Saccharomycetales; Saccharomycetaceae. Gene Ontology annotation, biological process: vesicle-mediated transport; intracellular protein transport.